UAGGCUUUUGGAGAGAAUUAAUGGAAUUGUUAAUACUGUUUAAAUGGACAUUCAAGUGCUAUAUUUUGUGUAUUGUUAAAUAAUACUGAUGAUAUGAUUAUUUCAGGUAGUUAUGACAAAAAAAUCAAAUUUUGGAUGAAAUAGAAUUAAUGGCUGUGCUAAUAAACUAUAUCUGAUCAUUCUGAAACAAUCUAUUCAUUAUCAUUAAAUGAAUAAUAAAAUAAAUUGAUUUCUUGUUCUAAAGAUUCACAAAUUUUUAUUAUUUCUAAGUUGGAUAAAUUGUGGAGUGUUACAUAAAAAAUAAAAGUUGAUUAAUAUGGAUAGCGAUUAUGUUUUAUUAAUGAUAACUUAUUUGCAUUUUAACCAUUUUGUAAAGAAGAAUUAUAUAUAUAUGAGAUGGAUACUAAUUCUAAAUAAUUUAGGAAGUUUAAAGAAUAUAAAGUAAAGUGCAGUUUUGAAAGGUGUUGCUGUUUAUUUCAAUAAUAAUAUCUAAAGUCAAAAUCUCUCCUUGUGAAUAAGAAUGGCAAUUUUGUGAAUGUAAUGAGAAUAAAAGAUAAUGGUGAUUUUGUAACAUAAUAAUCUAUUGAAUUUAAUAGUAUUAUUAUUUAUGGACAAUUAAGUGAGGAUGGAGAAUAUUUAAUCACUUAUGAUGAGGGAUCAAAAGAAAUAUAAAUAAGAAAAUAUCAGGAAUUCUGA
Paramecium tetraurelia is the source of this 696-nucleotide messenger RNA. RefSeq lists its product as uncharacterized. Gene Ontology annotation, biological process: iron-sulfur cluster assembly. The transcript has a single exon. The record is from RefSeq and is a predicted model, not a curated record. NCBI's taxonomy places the organism in Eukaryota, Ciliophora, Oligohymenophorea, Peniculida, Parameciidae. Gene Ontology annotation, molecular function: protein binding. Gene Ontology annotation, cellular component: cytosolic [4Fe-4S] assembly targeting complex. The annotation marks the transcript as partial.